This is a messenger RNA of Pantherophis guttatus, 3032 nucleotides long. Lineage: Eukaryota; Metazoa; Chordata; Lepidosauria; Squamata; Colubridae. The record is from RefSeq and is a predicted model, not a curated record.
AGAGGGAGAAAGGAAAACGUAUGCUUAAGGCCAGAGUGUUAUUUCUUUUUGCUGACUGUGAUCUUAAGGAAACUAAUGACAAACUUUCUUUAAAAGCCAUCUUGUACUUAGGGAAAGUUAAAUCUCUGUGAGGAUGCAAUUAGGCCAUUCAAAAUAAGAUAAUUGGAUCCUUGUGAACUAGUCUUGAAAGGGGAAAGUGGGUUAGAUCUGAUUGUUUCAUGGACUUCUAGGAAAUACUGGAACCUGGAUUGAGAAGUUAACAGAAGGCUACAGCAAACCAAUUAAUACUGAUGUCAAGAAAGCUACAUGGAGCUAGAUGUGUCCAUGAAGUCAGCAGGAACUGAGUUCAUCUCAAAGACUUUAGGUGUUUUAGUAAAAACCCUAAAGUAGAAGAGCCUGGUGGUGCAGCAGACUAAUAGCCUGUUAUUAUCAUCCAGCUGCCUGCAAUUACUGCUAGUUCGAGUCUCCCCAGGCUCAAGGUUGACUCAGCCUUCCAUCCUUUCUAAGGACCCAUCUACCCACUUUCAGUUUCCAUUUUUAAAGAAAUAAACUUCUCCAGGGAAAUUACAGGAAAGUGAUCUUUUGGGGAGAGCAAGACAGAACUGGUAAUGGCUUCAGUAAGAAACCUACCUUAUGGAUUUGGUGCAAAUUACGAGACUGUAAUAAAGAUAAUUGGGAGCAAAUAUGUCCGAUGUCUUGUAGAGAAAAGUGAUGGGAAAGCAAAGGAGAUUGCGAAACCUGAGGCACAGUCCAUGCUCCAAACAUUACCUCUGUGUAAUAUAAGACAGAGAAAUGGAAAAUUCCCAGACCUCAAUAAGCCACCUGGUCAGCAAAUCAAUAAUGGUGUGAAUAUUGAAUCUCAGAACAAAGAUGGAAUGGAAAAAUAUACAUCCAAACAAACAGAGACAAAUGUUAUCAGAUCUGUCGACAGCAAAGAACUAAAACCACUAAAUUUGCAUUGUGUUACUGCACCCUGUGGGGAUAAAUCCUUAUCUUACAUUCACUCUAUCAAAAAACCAUCUUUUGAAGCUCAGAAUUCAAAACCAUUUCAACAACAGGGCAUUCAGCCAGAGUUAACAGAGACCAAGAAUGAGGAUGAUUCUCUUCUAGUUCUGCUCAGAAAGGAAUUUGAACUUCAUCCUAUAAGUCUCACUGCUUUGACCAGCCUGAAUGAAGAGCUCAAGGAGAUGGAUCCCAGGAAAUCAGGAUUUCUGUCUCAGGCCCAGUUGAGCACCCUGCUUCUCAAACAUGAUAUCCCGCUACAAUUACCAACUGUCAAACUGCUUUUCAAGAGGUGUUCACAAGCUAAUGACCAAGAACUGAUAGAUUAUGAAAAAUUGAUCCAGUUAUUAAUACUCCAGGCAUCAAGCAAAAUGCAACAUACCCUUCCUGAGAAGAAUCAAAAUAAAAAGAAUCCAAGCUCUUGGACAUCAGAAAACACAUUUCUGGCACUGAAGCAGAUAUUAAAAGAACACAACGGAGAGCUGGAUUUUGAAAAAUUAACCCAGAGAUUUCUGCAAGAAGACCAGAUUUGCUCAGGCCUUCUUUCAUUUCCUGAGGUAGAGGAUAUUUGCCAAAAGCACGGACUAAUUCUACAUCCUGGGAUGAUGGAAACUUUGGCCAAUUUAUGUGACUUUGGUAGAAGAGGCAGAAUGCAAUGGAAACCAUUUGUAGAGUUGCUGCAGAAGGUUCAAACUGGAAUGAAUCCUGCUUUGCUUGUUUGUAAAAGAAGAAACGAGGACAAAGCUGAAGAUAACUCUCAGAUUAAAGAACAGUAUAAACUUCAAACUGUUAAUCCAUGGACUUCAUAUGAUGCCAGUGAUUCUGAAGACCAAGAGGCCUGGAUAGACCGGUUCAGAAAAAUGGAGAAAGCCCUUUAUUUAUCUGAUGUCAAAAACACAGGUAAGCUGGAAAAAGAAAAGGCCAAGCGUUUGAUCCAUAACUACAAUCAAAUUUAUGACCUGUGCCUCAGUCCUCUAAAAAUUGAUAAAGCAUUUCGGCCUUUUCGUUAUGGCCAAGAUAUGCCACUGGAACCCUUACUACAAUACUUGAAGGAGCUGUAAUUUCUAUUGAGAGAAAUAAUUUUUUCAUGGGCUCUAUCCACUGAUGCUCUUGUUAAUUCAAUACAUAAACAUUCUUAGUUUUAAUUUUCAACUGACAUAGAAUUAUAUAUGUAUAUAUAUAAAAUUUGACAAAUUUUCAAAAUUUGUUUUGGAAAACACAUCUCCACAGCAAAGAAAUACUGUUACAAAUACUUCAUUAUUUGUAAUGAUAGAACUCAAUUCAAACUCAAAAAAAGUAGCAAAAUAGCUGUAGGAAUUUGCUUUGAAAAUUCAAGGCGCUUCAAGGUGUUGGUUACCACCUUUAAAGCGCUCCAUGGCAUAGGACCUGGGUAUUUGCGGGACCGCCUUCUGCCACCAAUAGCCUCCCACCGACCAGUACGCUCCCACAGAGAGGGACUCCUCAAGGUGCCGUCAGCCAGCCAAUGUCUGCUGGCGACCCUCAGGGGGAGGGCCUUCUCUGUGGCAGCUCCUGCCCUCUGGAACGAUUUGCCCCCAGAGAUAAGAAGGAUAUUGGAUCUCCGCGUCUUUCGCCAUGCCCUGAAAACUUUUCUUUUCCAUCAAGCAGGGCUGGCGUGAACCCUCCCCUUCUUUUAGUUUUUUAGCUUUUUAGCUUUUAAUCUGUCAAUGGGUUUUAAUUCGAAUUGUUUUAAUUUGGGCCAAAGUAUGUAAUUCUUUUAAUAAUUUUAAAUUUUGUAUUGGUAUGUGUUUUAGUUCUGGCUGUGCACCGCCCUGAGUCCACUAGGAGAAGGGCGGUAUACAAAUUGAAUAAAAUAAAAUAAAUAAAUAAAUAAAAUUCAUUUUUCGAACGGCAUGUUCAUCCAGAGCAAUUUUCUAGAUGAAGAUUCAGGUAUGUCUGCAAUGUAUGGUAAGAAAAUCAAGAUGGUGGCCCCAAUGCUGAGAUCAAAGCUCUGACAAUUUUUUUUUUACAUGUGAUACAGAUAAACAACAGGGAGAGUUUAAAUCAGGGGU